Molecule: messenger RNA, 799 nt
Organism: Suricata suricatta (meerkat)
Lineage: Eukaryota; Metazoa; Chordata; Mammalia; Carnivora; Herpestidae
Gene: RHOA
Product: ras homolog family member A
Exons: 5
Coding region: 82-663 (193 amino acids)
Biological process (GO): cell migration; stress fiber assembly; small GTPase-mediated signal transduction
Cellular component (GO): dendritic spine; cleavage furrow
Molecular function (GO): GTPase activity; GTP binding
Source: RefSeq, a predicted model, not a curated record
AGUGCCUUUCAUCUGAGAAGUUCAAGGCACUUGUAGAACUUCUGGCACACAGGCCGUGGGUCUUGCAGCACAUUUGUAAGCAUGGCUGCCAUCCGGAAGAAAUUGGUGAUUGUUGGUGAUGGAGCCUGUGGCAAGACUUGCUUGCUCAUCGUCUUUAGCAAGGACCAGUUCCCAGAGGUGUAUGUGCCCACAGUGUUUGAGAACUAUGUGGCAGAUAUUGAAGUGGAUGGAAAGCAGGUAGAGUUGGCGUUGUGGGAUACAGCUGGGCAGGAAGAUUAUGAUCGUUUGAGACCUCUCUCCUAUCCGGACACUGAUGUUAUACUGAUGUGUUUCUCCAUUGACAGCCCUGAUAGUUUAGAAAACAUCCCAGAAAAAUGGACUCCAGAAGUCAAGCACUUCUGUCCCAACGUGCCCAUCAUCCUGGUUGGGAACAAGAAGGAUCUUCGGAAUGAUGAGCACACAAGGCGGGAGCUGGCCAAGAUGAAGCAGGAGCCAGUGAAACCAGAAGAAGGCAGAGAUAUGGCGAACAGGAUUGGUGCUUUUGGGUACAUGGAGUGUUCAGCAAAGACCAAAGAUGGAGUGAGGGAGGUUUUUGAAAUGGCCACGAGAGCUGCUCUCCAAGCCAGACGUGGGAAGAAAAAAUCUGGGUGCCUUGUCUUGUGAAACCCUGCUGCAAGCACAGCCCUCAUGCGGUUAAUUUUGAAGUGCUGUUUAUUAAUCUUAGUGUAUGAUUACUGGCCUUUUUCAUUUAUCUAUAAUUUACCUAAGAUUACAAAUCAGAAGUCAUCUUGCUACCAUU